This is a messenger RNA of Talaromyces marneffei, 1767 nucleotides long. RefSeq lists its product as uncharacterized. Lineage: Eukaryota; Fungi; Ascomycota; Eurotiomycetes; Eurotiales; Trichocomaceae. The record is from RefSeq and is a predicted model, not a curated record. Gene Ontology annotation, biological process: transmembrane transport. Gene Ontology annotation, molecular function: transmembrane transporter activity. The transcript is spliced from 2 exons. The coding region runs from base 1 to 1767 and encodes 588 amino acids.
AUGGCAUCCUCAUUAGACGUCCAUACGGUGACUCGGGCGUCGUCUCUCUCAGGCCAGACUUAUCAUGACAACACCGAGUCCGCGUCUGCCGUCGUGAAAGAUACAGCAAUCUCAUCUGGCGAGACGAACAAUAAUGCACCUUCGUCUAUCUGCGAUGAAAAGAACGAAAGAAAAUCAAUCGAUAAGGAAGCAUCAUCCCCAACCGACUCGGAUGAACAGCAGAAUGACGAACCAGAAUAUCCCAAAGCCGCCAAACUCGUCUUCAUCGUCAUUUCUUUGAUCCUAUCUAUGUUCCUGAUCGCUCUGGACAUGACAAUCGUCGCCACAGCCAUCCCCCAAAUCACAGACGACUUCAACUCCCUUGACCAAGUGGCCUGGUAUGGAUCCGCCUUCUUUUUGACGCUGGCCGCAUUUCAAUCUACAUCCGGAAAAGUGUACAAAUACUUCCCCAUGAAGACGUCUUUUUUGCUGUUCAUAUUCGUCUUUGAGGUUGGAUCUUUACUUUGCGCGGUUGCUCCGAAUAGUACUGCUUUUAUUAUUGGUCGUGCUAUUGCUGGUAUUGGUGGUGCUGGUAUUUCUAGCGGUGUUUAUAUUAUCAUCGCGUUUUCGGCGCCGCCUAGACAGCGACCUGCGCUUACUGGUGUGUUGGGAGCAACUUUCUCUGUUGCUAGUGUGGUUGGUCCCCUGCUUGGUGGUGUUUUUACUAGUAAUGUUUCCUGGAGGUGGUGUUUCUACAUUAAUCUUCCCAUCGGAGGUCUCAGCGCUGCUAUCAUCCUUUUCUUCUUCCAGACUCCCGCCACAGCCAAACCAGUCGACGCCCCGCUCAGGGAGAAACUUCUACAAAUGGAUCCCCUUGGAACAACUCUGAUCAUUGGCGCCACAAUCUGCUACCUCCUUGCUAUGCAAUGGGCCGGCGUGUCCAAGGCAUGGAGCGACUCCGAAGUUGUUGGUCUAUUGGUCGGAUUCGGUUUGAUGGUUAUCGCAUUCAUCUUUGUCCAAGCAUAUGCUGGAGAACGCGCCUUGAUCCCGAAACGAAUUAUCAAAGAUCGUACCAUCGCCAUCGGAUGUGCUUACGUCUUGUUUGUUAUUGGACCCAUGUUCAUCAUGAUCUACUACCUCCCGAUUUACUUCCAAUCCAUCAAGGAUGUCUCGGCUUCUCAGUCCGGUAUACGCAACGUCCCUUUCAUCCUGUCCAGCAGUUUGGGCGCCAUCAUGUCUGGUCUUCUAAUCACCGCAUUCGGUCAAUACGGCUAUCUCAUGAUUCUCGCCGUAGUCAUUGAGACCAUCGGCGCAGGUCUCAUUUACACCUUCGACAUCGGCACCGGUCACAGCAAAUGGAUCGGGUACCAAGUCAUUUGUGGCUUUGGCGCUGGACUCGGCAGUCAGAUCGCUAUUAUUGUCAACCAAGCCAUCGUCGACUCUUCUGAUGUUUCAAACGUUACUGCCGUCACGCUAUUCUUCCAGACUAUCGGCGGCGCCCUUUGGAUCUCUGGCGCCCAGGCUGGUUUCACAAACACCCUGGUGAAGAAAUUGCCCAUCUACGCCCCCGACGUGAGCCCCGGCCUUGUCGUUGCCACUGGAGCCACGGACCUGCGUAAAGUGUUUACUGAAGCCCAAUUACCGGGUAUAUUGCAUGCUUACAUGGACGGUCUCAAAGUGGCUUUUAUCCUUGCGAUUGCGCUUGGAGGCUUUUGUUGCAUUAUAUCGGUUUUCCCGAAGUGGAAGAGCCUCAAGGGCAAGGUGCAACCAGGCAUGGGCGCUGCUUAG